Owenia fusiformis is the source of this 9469-nucleotide messenger RNA. The record is from the annotation of a GenBank genome assembly. Lineage: Eukaryota; Metazoa; Annelida; Polychaeta; Sabellida; Oweniidae.
CAAAAAGGUGUCUAAUGAAGACUGAAGGCAACCAGUACUUUAUCAGAGUGUUUGCUGAGAAUGAGAUUGGAGCAAGUGAACCUGUUGAACUGAAGGAACCAGUCACUGCUAAACUUCCAUUUGGUGAACCAGGCCCACCCAUCAACCUCCAGGCUCAGGAUAUCACCAAAAGCUCAUGCACACUUACAUGGGAGGCACCAGAGAAUGAUGGUGGAGCACCAAUCAUUGGCUACACAGUUGAAAAACGCCAGGCAUAUUCUUCAAGGUGGUCGAAGGUGAACAGAGACCUUGUUGAAGAGAUGACACUAGACCUAAAUGACCUUGUUGAGAAGGACGAGUAUGAGUUCAGGGUUAAUGCUGAAAAUGAGGCUGGCCCCGGACCUGCAUCUGAGCCAAUCACAAUAAUUGCUAAAGAUCCAUUUGAUAAACCUGGCCCACCAAGUGCCCCUGUGGUAAUCAUGUCCAAGGACUCGGCAGCCCUCACUUGGGAACCACCCAAGAAUGAUGGAGGCAGUCCAGUGUUCAAUUACCUUAUUGAGAUGAAAGAGGAGGGACAUUACCAGUGGAGUGCAAUCAACACUGAGUUCACCAUCAGUGAGACUAGCUACACUGUUAACAACACAAAGGAGGAAGUCAGAUACAACUUCCGCGUCACCGCACAAAACAAGGCUGGCCUUGGUGAACCAUCCAAGGAGACUAGCGCCAUAUUUGUGGAGGAGGUAAUCUUCCUACGCCCUCUAGAGGACCAGGAUGUCACUGAGAUCCCAGGCGAGGCAACAUUCGAAUGUGAGAUCAACAAACCUGACAUGACCGCUGAGUGGCAACGUGAUGGUAAACCAAUAGAGAAAAGUCGUAAAUAUGACAUGACUGUGGAUGCCACCAUUCAUAAACUGAAUAUCCACAAGGUUGACGGAGAUGAUGAGGCAGAAUACACUGUUGUCAUCAGAGAUAAGAAAUCUCAAGCUGGCCUGUUUGUAGAAGCUGCUCCUAAGUUCCUUGUUGAUGAAGACUUCAAAGAGACAAUCAUCUUGAAAGCUGGUUCCUCCACCGCCAUCGAGAUUCCAUUCUGCGGCAAUCCUGCUUGCAAGGUAUCAUGGGAUUACAAUGGUGGAGACCUACCUGAUGCAAAACGAUUCAAAGUUGAUACAAUUAAAACCAUGACUUCUAUCACAUUUGCCAAAGUUAUCAGAUCAGAUUCUGGAGACUUCAAGGUGACAAUUGGAAAUGCCAAUGGAUCCGCUUCAUUGACCAUUAAACUCAUUGUCAUUGACAAACCAGGUCCCCCAAGGAAUCUAGAGGUAACUGGAGUAACAGAAGACACUGUCAGUCUCAAAUGGGAUGAACCAGAAGAUGAUGGUGGUCGCGAUAUCACUGGCUACGUCAUUGAUAAACGUGACACGACACGUCGUACAUGGCAGAACAUUGAAGAGGAACAGGAAGUUAAGGAAUACACUGCUGUGAAAUUGAUUGAAGGAACAGAGUAUGUGUUCCGUGUCUCUGCCACUAAUGAAUGUGGAACUGGCGAACCAGUUGAACUGGACUCUCCUGCCAUUCCAAAGAGCCCAUACAAUGUACCAGAUAGGCCUGCAGCCCCCACAGUAACUGACAUCUUCAGUGAUGCAUGUACAGUACACUGGGCACCACCUGCCAAUGAUGGUGGUACACCGAUCACAGGCUACAUACUGGAACGUAAACUAGUCACAAGCACACGCUGGAUCAAAAUCAACACUGAGUUUACUGGUCUAGAAACAGUUGUGCCAAAUCUCACUGAGGGCAACCAGUAUGAGUUCCGCAUCAGUGCUCUCAACAAAGUUGGACCUAGUGAACCUAGUCUACCAUCAGAACCAAUCUUGGCUAAAGAUCCAUGGGACAAGCCUGGUAAACCUGGUGUGCCCCAAAUAGGAACUAUCACCAACUCCAGCAUCCAACUCACCUGGACCGCGCCAGAAGACGAUGGUGGAUCUCCCAUCUUCAACUAUGUCAUAGAAUACAGAGCUCAGGGUCAGUUUAAGUGGAAACGAGCCAACCCUGAUGAACAAGUCCCUGAUUUGACUUACACUGUGGAAUCUCUAAAAGAGGAUGAGCUUUAUGAGUUUAAGAUCUCUGCUGAGAACAAAGCAGGUGUUGGACCUCACUCUCAGAAUCUAGAGCCUGUUAGGUGUAAAGAGCCAAUUGUUGGUGACCCACCUAAAAUCCUUGAGCCACUUAGCACGGUGACUGCUGUCACUCCUAAUGAAGCUAUACUGGAAUGUGACAUCGACCCUGGUAAGCCUGAAGCUGAAGUGAAAUGGUAUCGUGGAGGUAAAGAGAUACGCCCAAGCCCAAGAAUUGACAUUGAUUACAAUGAUGAGGUUGCCACAUUGGUGAUUAAGAAUGUUGAACCCAAUGAUGCUGGUGACUAUAGAUGUGAGGCCAUUAAUCCACUAGGUGCUUGCGAAACAACUGGCAAACUAGUGGUGAAUGCCCACCCAACAAUUGAAUAUGAACCCAAAAUGAAACAGCAGAGUCUGAAGGCUGGAAAAUCACUGAGAAUCACAGCUGAAAUUUCUGGCAUCCCAACCCCCUCAGUCUCAUGGAAGCUAGGGGAGAGGACCCUGGAAGACACCAAGGAAGUUACCAUUGAGACUUCUGACACAUUCUCUACCCUGACUGUUAAGAAUCUUACAAGGGAGUAUGAUGGUGUAUACACAUGCACUGCUGAGAAUGUUGUAGGCUCCGAGUCUGCUGACUUCACUGUAUGCGUUAAAGACAAACCAUCACCUCCACUUAACUUGAGAGUCAGAGAAACAGCCAAGGAUUCUAUUACUGUCACUUGGGAAACACCUGAGCAUGACGGUGGCUCUGAUAUCACAGGUUACAUCAUUGAGCGACGUGAUGCCAAACGUAACACAUGGACUGGAUCUGGUACCACUAGAGCCAAUCAGACAGAGUUCACUGUUGGCAAAUUGACUGAAGGAAAUGAUUACUUUAUCCAAGUGUUUGCCGAGAAUGAGAUUGGUGCAAGUGAACCUGCUGUUACUGAUGAACCAACCACUGCUAAAAUGCCUUUUGAUGUCCCAGGCCCACCAAUUAACCUUAAUGCAGCAGAGGUGACCAAGAAGAGUGCCACCCUAGAAUGGACACGUCCAGAAGAUGACGGAGGCUCUCCUAUCACCGGCUACAUCAUAGAGAGGCGCCAGGCAACCAGUACCCGCUGGAUACGACACAACAAAGAAACUGUAAGAGAAACAACUUACAACCUGAAAGAACUCAUUGAAGGCAAUGAAUAUGAGUUCAGAGUUUCUGCUGAAAAUGCUGCUGGUGUUGGAAAACCCUGUGAACCAACUAAGUUUGUGGCAAAGGACCCAUAUGAGAAACCAGGAGUGCCAGGUAGACCUGAAGUGACCAAUAUAGUCGCUGACCAAGCUACCCUGACCUGGAGCCCCCCACAUGAUGACGGAGGCUCCCCCAUCUUCAACUACGCCAUAGAGAUGAGAGUCAGUGGAGACUUCAAGUGGACCCUGGUGAACAUUGAUGACAAAUGCCCAGAUACAACAUACACUGUGCAUGGCCUUAAGGAAGAAACUGAGUAUGAGUUUAGAGUUUCUGCACAGAACAAGGCUGGUCUUGGUGAUCCAUCUCCUCCCUCUCUAUCAGCUAGAUAUGAAGAGGAGAUCAACUUCAUCAGACAGCUGGAAGACCAGGAUGUCACUGAAAUCCCAGGCAAAGCCGUAUUUGAGUGUGAACUCUCCAAGGCUGAUGUAGAGGUUAGCUGGUUGAGGGAUGGAAGAUCUAUCAAGGCCAGUAAGAAGUACAAGAUUGUUUGUGAGGGCACUGUGCACAGGCUGGAGAUCUCUGAUGUUGAUGGACAGGAUGAGGCUGAGUACACAUGCACUUUCAAGAACAAGGAAAGCAAAGCUGCACUUUUUGUGGAAGCCCCACCUGCUUUGAUGAUUGAUGAGAAAUACAAGAAGACAAUCAUCCUAAAGGCAGGUCAGAGCACAGUGAUUGAGAUUCCAUUCACUGGCUGGCCCAAGCCUAAGGUAGUCUGGACAUUCAAUGGAGGUGCCAUGCCCAAAGACAAGCGUAUCAAAGAAGAGACCAUACAGACUAUGUCUGCUGUAACUAUUGCUAAGUCCAAGAGAGAGGACUCUGGAGAUUAUGUGCUUGUGGUGGAGAAUCCUAAUGGAUCUGUCACUGCAACCAUCAAAGUUCUGGUGCUUGACCGACCUGGUCCUCCAAAGAACUUCAAGGAGACCUCUAUUGGUGAGACAAAUAUUGACCUAAGUUGGGAAGAUCCUGACGAUACUGGUGGCUGUGACAUCACAGGAUUUAUCGUAGAGAAACGUGAUACUCUCCGCCGCUCAUGGGAGUCUGUUGAUACAACAGAAGACUUCACAUGCAAUGUCACUAGACUAACUGAGGGCAAGGGCUACAACUUCAAGGUCGCUGCCGAGAAUGAAGUCGGAGUUGGAGAGGCAGUUGAAAUUGGACCUAUCACACCUAAGAGUCAAUUCAGUGUCCCUGACGCCCCCGAUGCACCAACUGUGAGUGAUGUAUUAAGUACAUCAUGCCAAGUGAGCUACCAGCCCCCUGCUAAUGAUGGUGGAACCCCUGUAUUGGGAUACCAUGUAGAACGCAAGCUCACCACCAGUAACCACUGGGUGAGAGUCAACAAAACCCUGAUCUCUGAGCUAACCUAUAAGGUGACAGACAUAAAAGAAGGCAAUGAGUAUGUGUUCAGAGUGCUUGCAGAGAACAAAGUUGGACCAAGUGAACCUAGCAAACCAUCAGACUCUAUCCUUGCUAAGGAUCCAUGGGAUAAACCUGGCCCUACAGGUGUACCUCAAGCAGGUAAAGUGACCAACUCUUCCAUUGAACUAACAUGGACCACACCAGAAGAUGAUGGUGGUGCACCAAUCAUCAACUACAUCAUAGAAUACCGUGCACAAGGCCAAUUCAAGUGGAAGCGUGCCAAUCUCAGUGUGGAAGUAGUGGACACGAGCUUCACUGUUGAAAAACUACAAGAAGAUGAGCUGUAUCAGUUCAGAGUUGCUGCAGAGAACAAAGCAGGUCAAGGCCCAUUCACUGAGUCCACUGAUGCUAUCAAAUGCAAGGAACCAAUCGUAGGCAACAAGCCACGUAUCAUGGAGCCUCUACAGAGCUUCACUGUUGUAUCACCUAAGGAAGCUGUAUUUGAGUGUGAUAUAAGUGGAAAGCCUGAGCCUGAAAUACACUGGUACAAAGACGGCAAAGAGAUCACAGCCUCUGGCAAGUAUGAGAUGGACUAUCACUAUGGCGAUGAAGUUGCUAUGUUGGUUGUCAAGGAGACGAUCCCUAGUGAUGCUGGCAAGUACACCUGUGAAGCCUUCAACCCACUAGGACAGUCUGAGACCUCUUGCAAGCUGACUGUCCAUACACACCCCGAACUUGACUAUGACAAAUCCUUGGAGAGUCAAAGUAUCAAAGGUGACAAGAACCUGACCAUCAGUACAAACUACACUGGUAUACCUACACCCUCUGUAACAUGGACCCUCAAUGGUGAAACACUGGAGAGAAGUGCAAGAGUGAACAUUGAAGAGGGUGACAACUACUCAACGAUUACAGUUAAAAAGGUCAACAAAAAUGAUGCAGGGAAAUAUGAGGUUAAAGCUGAGAAUAUAGUUGGCAAAGCCACUGCUGUGUUUGACAUCACUGUUCAGGACAAGCCAUCUCCACCUAGGAGUCUUACAGUCACUGGUACUACAAGGGAGUCCAUCAGUGUCUCCUGGGAUGUACCUGAGGAUGAUGGUGGUUCAGAAAUCACUGGUUAUAUCAUAGAGAAACGUGAUGCUAAACGUAACACCUGGACUGAUGUAAAAACCACUAGCGCAAGUACACUGGAGUGCACUGCUGCCAAGUUGGUUGAAGGCAACAAGUAUUACAUCAGAGUGUUUGCUGAGAAUGCUGUAGGCACCAGUGAACCUGUGGAAUUGCCUGAACCUGUUACAGCUAAACUGCCAUUUGAUCCUCCUAGUCCUCCAAGAGAUCUCACUGUAGGAGAUAUCACCAAGACAACAGCUACCCUAUCCUGGAAGAAACCAGCCAGCGAUGGCGGUUCUCCCAUCUUGGGUUACUACAUUGAACGUCGCCAGUCCUACAGCACUAGGUGGUCACGUCACACUAAGAAGAUCGUAAAAGAGUUGACCUUUGACCUGAGUGACCUGACAGAAGGGGAGGAGUAUGAGUUCCAAGUGGUAGCUGAAAAUGAGGCUGGAGUCAGUCAACCUUGCGAGUCUGUCAAGUUUGUUGCCAAGGAUCCAUUUGAUAAACCUGGACCACCUGGCCAGCCCACUGCUAAACUUGCUGAUGGUAAAAUAGUCCUAGACUGGGCCGCCCCUGAUUCAGAUGGUGGUAGCCCCAUAUUUAACUACAAGAUAGAGAUGCGUCGCAGCGGGGACAUGAAAUGGUCCUCUGUAAAUGGAGCUGAAAAGAUGCCACACCUGAACUAUGAUGUUACAGGACUUAAAGAGGAACAGGAAUAUGAAUUCAGAGUUACUGCUGAGAAUAAGGCUGGAUAUGGAGAACCAUCUCCACCAUCAGAGAUGCUCAAAUUUGAGGACUUAAUUGACUUCAUCACUCCCUUGGAGGACCAAUCCAUCACCAGCCUUCCAUCUAAUGCAAGCUUCCAAUGCGAGAUAUCUAAACCCAAUGUAGGCGUGCAAUGGCUGAAGAAUGGUAAGCCAAUCAGGGCCAGUGAGAAGUAUGAUAUAAUUGCUGAUGGGAAGACUCAUCGUCUUGUGAUUGUGAAGGUUGACCAUGAAGAUGUGGCAGAAUACUCAGCUACAUUCAAGAGCAAACAAUCCAAUGCUAAACUCACUGUUGAAGUUGCCCCCAACUAUACACUGGAAGACAAAUACAGGGAAACCAUUGUCCUGAAGAUCAAUGAAUCUACCGUCAUAGAAAUCCCAUUCACCGGAAGCCCAAUGCCAGAUGUGACCUGGAAGUUUAAUGAUGGUCCCCUGAAAGAUAAACGUCGUAUGAAGGUAGAAACGAUUAAGGGUAUGACGUCAUUUACUCUAUCACGUGCUGAGAAACAUGACGCUGGUAGGUACACAUGUACUCUUGAGAACAGUAUUGGCAAGACAACAAUCACCAUCAAAGUCCUGGUACUUGAUAAACCAGGUCCACCCAAAAACUUGAAGAUUACAAGCACUGAGGAGACAUCAGUGUCUUUGAAAUGGACAGAGCCUGACGAUGAUGGAGGCUGUGAUAUCACAGGUUACGUCGUUGAAAAACGUGAAGCAUUGCGUCGCUCGUGGCAACCAUUGGAAACUGUUAGUGAGUUGAGUAUCGUCGCGGAUCGUCUCACUGAGGGAACCCAAUACAUGUUCCACGUAGCUGCACAGAACAAAUGUGGCAUGGGAGAGUUUGUCGAACUGGAUGCUCCUGUUGUACCUAAGAGCAGCCAUGUUGUUCCUGAUGCACCUGAAGCUCCUGAAGUUACUGAUAUCUUCAAAGAGUCUUGCAAAGUUACAUACCAACCACCAGCAAAUGAUGGUGGAAGCCCUGUCCUUGGUUAUUUGCUCGAGAGACGUCUCACCUCCAGUCAGAGAUGGAUCCACAUGUCCAGGGAACCUAUCCCUGAAUUGACAUUCACCAGCAAGGACCUCUCAGAGGGACAAGAAUAUGAGUUCAGAGUAUCUGCUGUCAAUAAGAUUGGGCAGAGUAAACCAAGCCCACCUUCCAAGCCAUUCACUGCUAAAGAUCCAUUUGAUAAGCCUGGUGCACCUGGCACCCCCAAGAUAGUUGCUCUAACCAACACCUCUGCAGAGCUGAGCUGGAGUCCCCCAGAGGAUGACGGAGGUAGCCCUGUAUUCAACUAUGUUGUAGAAUACAAGAUGCAAGAGGGUUUUAAAUGGACAAAGGUUCUAACUGACAUCUCUGAUACUACAUUCACUGUGAAGAAACUGAAAGAAGACCAGCUGUAUGAAUUCAGAGUGAGUGCAGAGAAUAAGGCAGGUGUUGGACCUAGCUCCCAGACACAACAACCAGUCAAGGUCAAGGAACCCAUUGUUGGCCACAAGCCUAAACUACUUGCUCCAUUGGAUGAGGUUACAGUCGUUGCACCCAACGAAGCCAUCCUUGAAUGUGAUGUUGACCUUGGCAAACCCACAGCUGAGAUCAAGUGGUUCAAGGGAUCAAAGGAGAUCUACAAGGGACGUAAAUAUGAGAUGGACUUUGAGGGUGAGAUUGCUACUCUUGUGGUCAAGGAGACUGAACCAAAUGAUGCAGCAAAGUACAGAUGUGAGGUUGCUAACCCACUAGGCAGAGUGGAGACAACUGGACGCCUGCAUGUAUACACUCCACCAGUGUUGGACUAUGACAUGAAACUUGAGAAACAGAACCUUAAGGGAGGCCAGACAAUGGUCAUCACUGUGAACAUGACUGGCACUCCAGCACCCAAAGUAACAUGGACCUUCAAUGAAGUUGACUUAGACUCUUCCGCAGUGGUCGAGACAACAGACACCUAUACAACUGUUACCAUCAAGAACUGUAACAAAGAUAAUGCAGGCACCUACAAGCUGAUUGCUGAAAACAAGGCUGGUGUGGCCAAUGCUGAGUUUGAUGUCUUGAUUAGAGACAAACCAUCACCUCCAUUGAACCUACAAGUGACAUCCACUAGCAAAGACAGCAUCACUGUUGCCUGGCAAGCUCCUGAAUCUGAUGGCGGUGCAGAGAUAACUGGUUACGCCAUCGAACGACGUGACGCAAAGCGCACAAUGUGGACCAAUGCUGGCACGACUGGUGCUGGAACUAUGGAGUUCAGAGUUGGACGCCUGCAAGAGAACAACCAAUACCUUAUUAGAGUGUUUGCUGAAAAUGCUAUUGGUGCAAGUGAACCCGCAGAACUCACUGAGCCAGUCACAGCUAAACUGCCAUUUGGUGAACCAGAGGCACCACGUAACCUUAAGUUCUCCAACCUGACCAAGACCUCAGUUGAUCUUGAUUGGGAACCACCAAAGAGUGAUGGAGGUUCUCCUAUCACUGGCUACAUCCUAGAGAAGAGAGUCUCCAAGAGCACACGCUGGACAAAGGCCACCAAGACUGGCUGCAAGGAGCUCUCAUUCUCCACUAAGGACCUAAUGGAAGGGGAAGAGUAUGAAUUCAGAGUGCUAGCAGAGAAUGAGGCAGGACUUAGUCCAUUUUCAAACUCUGUCAGCUUCAAGGCUAAAGACCCAUAUGAAGCCCCAGGACAGCCUGGUAGACCAGAGGCCAAGAUCACCAAGGACUCCUGUGAAGUGACAUGGACUGCACCAGAAGAUGAUGGAGGUGCACGAAUCACAAACUACCGAAUUGAGGUUAAGAUCCAAGGGGAAUACAAGUGGAAGGUUCUGAAUGUUGAUGAUACUGUGCUCUCUACUGACUACACAAUGAAAGGAGUCAAAGAAGAGACAGAAUAUGAGUUUAGAGUCACUGCUGAGAACAAGGCUGGAUAUGGAGAACCAUC